AUGGUGAUCUUUCUCAGGCCCAUUGCAGGUGCUCUAGUCACGCUUGUCGUCUACCCAGUGUUGUUCCUGAUCUCCCUGGGCAUCCAAUAUGCCCGGUCCGUGCUGCCGCCUGGCAUCGACCAGCCUUUGAAACUCCGCUUCUACCAUGCGACAUUCAUCUCCGUGUUCCUCUGGGGAUCGGUUUUAGAGAAGUUGCGCCUGUACAAAUUUCUCAAUGUCCUGCGACUUGUGACCAACGGACUCCCGCCUUUUAGGGAUCCGUCGCUUCUCAUCCAGAACGAGAAAUUCGGUGACGUGGCAGUAAAGAUCUACCAGCCUAAGAAGGCAUCAACGACAAAAAGGAAAGGGCUCCUUUACUUCCACGGAGGGGCUGGUACCUACGGAAGCGUUGACUCCUAUGAGAGAAUAUUGCGGUAUAUUUGCAAAGAAGCUGACGCAGUUGUUGUGGCUGUCAAGUAUGGGCUGGGGCCUGAGAAUCCCUUCCCCAACCAAUACGUCGAGUGCGAGAAGGCUGCCAUCCAUUUUAUGAAGCACGCGGAGGAUUUCAACGUGGAUGCAUCCCGAAUCGCCAUUGCAGGGGAUAGCUGCGGGGCAAACUUUGUGGCGCGGAUUUGUCAGCUCCUGGUCAGCCGGGACGACCUUCCCAAAGUCCAUGCCCAGGUCUUGAUCUACCCAGGGCUGCAGGGGAUGGACUUCUAUUUGCCUUCCUACCAACAGAACAGCCGGGUGCCCAUCAUGUGGCGGGAAACCGUCAUCUAUUUCUGUUGCCUCUACCUCAACAAGACCACGUCCCUCAUCAACGAUGUCCUGGAAAGCUGCCACGUUCCAGCGGCUAUCCGGCAGAAGUACCGGAAAUGGGUGCAUGCGGAUCUCAUCCCCGACAAAUUCAAAGUCAGGGGCUACAAACCCCAAGACCCUGCCUUAUAUAAAUUUAAACCCGAGGUCUAUGAAGAAAUGAAAGACAUCUUGGAAGAAACCUUUUCACCCCUUUUCGCCAGCGACGAUGUCGUCCACAAGCUUCCGCAGACGUUCCUUUUGACCUGCGAGUUUGACGUCCUUCGGGACGACGGACUCUUGUACAAGAAGCGGCUGGAAGACAACGGGGUGCCGGUGACGUGGGUCCAUGCGGAGAACGCCAUCCAUGGCGUCGCAAUCCUGUUCGGUUAUGGGAUCUUCUCGUUCCCGUCGGCAAAACGGAUCGUGCGCGAGACCACAAGAUUUAUCAAGAACCUAUGA
Sceloporus undulatus (fence lizard) is the source of this 1236-nucleotide messenger RNA. RefSeq names its product arylacetamide deacetylase-like 4. Gene Ontology annotation, molecular function: carboxylic ester hydrolase activity. Lineage: Eukaryota; Metazoa; Chordata; Lepidosauria; Squamata; Phrynosomatidae. Bases 1 to 1236 code for a protein of 411 amino acids. The transcript has 4 exons. Gene Ontology annotation, cellular component: membrane. The record is from RefSeq and is a predicted model, not a curated record.